Cannabis sativa is the source of this 1438-nucleotide messenger RNA. Its product is annotated as double-stranded RNA-binding protein 1-like. The transcript is spliced from 4 exons. NCBI's taxonomy places the organism in Eukaryota, Viridiplantae, Streptophyta, Magnoliopsida, Rosales, Cannabaceae. The record is from RefSeq and is a predicted model, not a curated record. Bases 181 to 963 code for a protein of 260 amino acids.
UUGGACUGAACACGCGGGAAGCCUUAGAUGUCCUUUGGUAGCUUACAGCCAUAUAAAUAAGCUUGGAGACUUUGUAUGUUAUGUUCAUCUUCUUUAUAGUUCUUUAAUAAGCUAAGUUUAACUAUAAACAGAGAAAAAAAUGUACAAGUCAAAGCUGCAGGAGCUUUGCCACAAGAAUCAAUGGGGUUUACCAAAGUACAUAACCCUAGUUCGUCAAUGGCAUUUCUUUGGAGAUAUGGGCCAGGCCACAACCCUCUCUUUGGAGCCUCUGUUUCAGUCAAUGGCAUUUCUUUUGACUCCCUCAUCGUCUCCAAAUCAAACAAACAAGCCCAUAACCAUGCCGCCAUGCUUGCUUUUCUCCACUUCACUUCUCCUCCUUCUCCUGUUGAAGAAAGUGGCCAGAAUCUUGAUAUUCACUCAAAUGUUUCUUGGUUGAAAAGUGAUUCUUCAACACCAAUCAAAACCAACAAGACAGGAAUGAAUGUUGAAGAAACGUCUAAGAGUCUCGAGAUGCAGUCAGAUGCUUUGGGCAUCAGUGAUGGUGAAUCUACUCCCAAAUCAACUUGGAGCUCUGGUGUGGCCUAUGACUUGGUGCAGAGUCUCAAACACCAAUGCAUUUUGGUUCCACAUCAACCUCAGACUUAUGUUGAAGCUAAAGAGAAGUUUGAUACAUCAGCAGAAUCAGAAGAAACCAUUGUAAGCACAAUGGAAGUGGACAACUCAUACCCUGCAAUAACAUCUCAUAUGAUAAAUUUGAAUGAAGCUGAGAAAGUCUCUGCUGUUUCUUCUCAUUCAGUAACAAACUUGAUGAGCAGUGAUGUGAAGAGUUACUUACUUUGCAAUAAGGUGAGAGUGUACUCACAGUUGCCCAAUCAUCCAUUCCCAGAGGACAUUACUGUGCUCCCCAUUAGAGAAGACAAGUGGGUGGCUGUCAGCUUGGAGUUCCCAAAUGAAAAUAAUUGAAAAAUUCCUUCACCCCAUUAUCGAGACACAAAUGUAUUCCCUUAAAAAAUUGAUGCCCAUGUAAUGUUUUUUUUAUAUUACAACUCUUUUAAGUUAAAAGACUUGGUUUUUAUGUAAAAAAGAAAAAUAUUGGCUCUUUACAAAUGAGUUAGUAGUAAUCUUUUAUAAAAAUAUAUAAAAGCAUAUAUAUUUAAGAGUUUUAUGGGUUUUGGGGAAUGGGUGGGUGGCUCUCCCUUGUGCCUAAUUUUAUUUAAGUGAUACUACUGACGACGAAAGGGUUGUUUAGUCGGUAAAAGUAGUGUAUGGUAUCGAUGCAAUUAUCAUUUCCCACUCAAAACCCUAUUGGUCUAUUCUUCAAUCUUGUUAAUGGGUAUGAUUUAGUACGUGUUAAAGCUUGAGGGGCAAAAAUCCUAAUCAGCCUAAUUAUUAAAGGUAUAUUACAAAUUUUAUUUUUUUAAAAAAAAAAGCAGAAAAA